Molecule: messenger RNA, 1242 nt
Organism: Culicoides brevitarsis
Lineage: Eukaryota; Metazoa; Arthropoda; Insecta; Diptera; Ceratopogonidae
Gene: Hmx
Product: homeobox protein Hmx
Exons: 4
Coding region: 1-1242 (413 amino acids)
Biological process (GO): regulation of transcription by RNA polymerase II
Cellular component (GO): nucleus
Molecular function (GO): DNA-binding transcription factor activity, RNA polymerase II-specific; RNA polymerase II transcription regulatory region sequence-specific DNA binding
Source: RefSeq, a predicted model, not a curated record
AUGUCUUCCCACGACGAAAACGAUAUCGAUAUAAAUGUGGUUUCAAGUCCCGAACCGAGUCCGUGCCCAUCGCCAACGAACCCAAGUAAUCGCCCAACAUCCGACGACGAAGCUGCCCAUUAUCCGCAUCAUUUGCAUCACUUGACGGCGCGACAUCAUGCUCGUAUCGUGACAUCUCUGAAUGGCGACGGGCGCCUCAGUCCGUCAAAAACGCCUCCCGACACACCAAAUUCCGGAUCAAAUAGUGUACUAAAUAGUCCUAGCAAUAAUUCAAUAAGUAAUAAUAAUAACAACAACAACACGACAAAAAAUAGUGGAUUUACGAGUUUUUCCAUAUCGAAUAUUCUAAGUCGAAGUGAUAGUGCAGUAAAUAACAAAGCGGAGAAAAAGCCGCCGAAUGGCAUGACGAACAUUAAUGUGACGACAACGCUCGGGCCUUUGGGGCAUUCAACCGCCGGCAUUCACGGACCUCAUGAUGCUGCGAUGCUUUCGAGAUUGGGCUUCAUCUCGCAAUGGGGUGCCCUCGCUGGACGUUACGCUGCUCUUUGUCCUCCUGGAUGGCCAUGGACCACAACGCAAGCAUCGCAAAUAUCAGCUGCCAAUGCAACGGCACAUCGAAUGCCUUUCCAUAGUCCAUCGAACGAUACAAGUUCAACGAAUAACACGGAAAACAAUCUCUCGCCAUCGCUGAGUCCUCCGUCGUCACAUCCCUCAAAAACGCCUCCGCCGCAUCAUCCAGCGUUCUCGCAGCGAGGCGAUUGCGGCGAUUCCGACGACGAAAUGGGCGAAAUUAUCGAAGAUGAUGGCGGAUCAGAUCACGGCGACGGAAGUACAUCGCCCGGCGCCAACGGAUCCAUGCAAAAGCGCAAGAAAAAGACACGAACAGUUUUUUCGCGAGCGCAAGUCUUUCAACUGGAAUCGACUUUUGACUUGAAAAGGUACCUGAGCUCUUCGGAACGCGCUGGCUUAGCAGCUUCGUUGCGUCUUACGGAGACACAAGUAAAAAUAUGGUUUCAAAAUCGCCGGAACAAAUGGAAAAGACAGUUGGCUGCCGAAUUGGAAGCUGCAAAUAUGGCAAAUAUGGCUCACGCAGCGCAACGUCUUGUCAGAGUGCCCGUGCUGUAUCACGAAGGAGCUCCGGGAGGAUUUGUAGCUCCGCCGCCGCAUCCGCAUCAUCAAUCCCUCUAUUAUGCUCGCAAUGGAAACAGUCCGCCGCGUGCUCCUCUGUCGUCGCUCGUGUAA